AUGAGUCGUUACAACGAGGUGAAGCUGCUGCUGAAGAACUGGGAGCAGGAUUUCGUCCAGCAGCACCAGAGGAAACCCAACAAGGAGGACGUUGAUCAAUCUCCAGAAGAGACCAGGAAACUGUAUAAAGAAUAUCGAGAUUUGAAACUAGCCAAAGAGAACAGCGGCGGUGAUGCAGCCUGCGAACGCAAUGAACAGUGUAAAACUACAAAGUCCGACUGCUGGGGAGCUCAUCUGAAUCGCAGUAUGAUGCCCGUGUCGAGUCCCAAACUGACAUCUGAGGACCGGGAUAGUCUAAUGGCCUCGUCCCAAUAUUAUGGGCUAAAGCUUAAACAGAACCUGGCUGAACUCAGUAAGGAGAAACCUGACUCCCUGAGGAAAUCAAUCCUUCCUGGUCGAGUUCCUCUGAACUUAUUAAAAAGUCGACAGAGUGGUGCAACAUGCAGCCCUGUUUCUGCUGCUGCUGUCACUGACAAGGCAAAAUUCACUGACCCUGAAUCCAGCCCCUUUUCACCGAGAAGAGUUAAGUCUUGUUUGGGGUCUCUGGCGCCAAAGAUCCAACAAUCAGAGGAAACCGAGGAGCCGUUUACACCUUUUGAACUUGUUAAAGAGUUUAGUGAUGAAGCUUCAGAUGCAGCUAGUAGUGGUAGUAUUACUAAAAUAGGUAAUAUAAGUAGUAGGGUUAGUACCAGCAAAGUGCUUAGCUCACAAAAUCUCAAUGUCUCUAGUCCCCGUUCCUCUUCAGCCAGAUCUUCUGCCUUGUUGUCGUUGUCUCCUCCACGUAAUAAAGAAACCUCAGGAGAAGGCUUUAGAACACCAGGAAAGUUAAACGACACUAUUGGAGCUUCAGACAAAAAAACAAAUUCUGAAACAAUAGGAACUCCCCGUCGUCAGUUUCUUGGAGGUUUCAGAGGAGGAAUGUCAGCUAGCGGAACCGAAGGAAGGCCCUCUCCUGUCAGCAGGCUGAGUUCUGUUGACACCAAGUGGCUGGAGAGAUGUCAGGUGUUUGGGGAGAUCGGGGCAGAGGAGAAACCUGCAGCCGGCAACCAGGAGGUACAGGCAGAGAGGAAAGUAGAGAGGGAACCACAAGGAGAAAUGCAAGGAGGUGAAAGAGUAGACAAAGGAGAAAUAGCUGCAGAGGGAGAAAGAGGAGAGGCGAUAGACCCAGGAAGAGAUGAAGGCAUUAAGAGCAUUAAUGGUGAUGAAAUAGGUGAUGAUAUUGUUCCAAAAGCUGCUCGACAACCCUCCAAAAAAGGCAAAGGAGGAGAGGAAGAAAAAAAGAAGAGAGGUGAGGAGAUGCAAAGAGAGCCGACACCGACUCCAACACUAGAGGAUGAGGGUGAGACCAGUCCCAAGGCCAAAGGUACGAAGAAGAGGGGGAAGAAGAGGCAGAGAGAGGGAGAGGGAGACGACACAGAGGGAGGAGUGAAAAAGAAGAGGAGUGUGAAAAAGAAAGAGGAGAGCUCUGAUUUGAACCCCAGCCCAUCUCGAGAAGGAGGGAAAAAAAGAAGAACCAAGAAAAAGGUAGAGGAAGAUGGAGAGGAGGAAGAGAAACCAAUUAAGGAACCCCAAAAAGCGCCCCAGGAGAACUUGAUGGGAGAAAUAGAUGAGGAAUUUCUGACCAAGAGAAUGUGUCAGAGUCAGCCUGUGAAACCCAAAGGCGUGAAAGCUCGAGAGGGUAACUUUGUGAAGAUAAACAUGAAGAAGAAAUCUCAUGUCAAAGGUUACGCACUCAGAGGGAUGGGUCUACGCAAACAGAUGUACAUGCAGAAGUUCCAGCUGAAAGGUGAACGUUUUGGUGGAGGUGCAGGCUUUGGCAGAGGAGGGAGAGGAGGCUUUAGGGGGGGGUUCAGUCGCCAGACCGACACCUGCUACAAGUGCAACGGGACUGGACACUGGGCCAAGGACUGCAAAGGACCAGCUCCUCCCCCUCCUAUUCCCGUGGACGAUGCAGUUGCAGAGGAGCCGUUUGAACUUCCAACUCUGGAGGAGGUUGCCAGGGCAACCGGAACCCUGCAAACUCAGUGGCUUGGGUCAUCCCCCAGUGUCAAUGAGGACCAACAGGACCAGGACAUUGAGGCGGAUCCUAAGCAUAAAGAGGACGUGUUGUUGGAAGUGAUCCGUCCUGAUUAUGAGAAGCCUGUUGCUCCGCCCCCGAUGGAACCGCUCUAUCCCCUCACAGAGGAUGGGAAAGUUCAGGAGACACCUGCUGAUGUGCAUGCGGCUCUGAAAGAACUCGGCUAUGAGUCGUUUAGACCAGGACAAGAGGAGGCCAUCAUGAGGAUCCUGUCAGGUCUCUCUACCCUGGUAGUGUUGUCAACAGGAAUGGGUAAAUCUUUGUGCUAUCAGCUUCCAGCCUACCUCUACGCUAAGAGGUCAAAAUCCAUCACACUGGUCAUCUCGCCUCUCGUCUCACUCAUGGAUGAUCAGGUGUCUGGUCUGCCAGCCAGUCUGAAGGCAGCCUGUAUCCACUCCAACAUGUCCAUGAAACAGAGGGAAGCUGCCAUAGAAAAGGUGAAGUCCGGCCAGGUGUGUUUGUUGCUCCUCUCUCCGGAGGCUCUUGUUGGUGGAGGUCGUUCAGGUACAGGCUGUCUACCCUCUGCUCAGGAGCUCCCUCCUGUGGCCUUCGCCUGUAUAGAUGAAGCUCACUGUGUCUCUGAGUGGUCACACAACUUCAGACCGUGUUACCUGAGGCUGUGCAAGGUACUAAGGGAGCGUUUGGGAGUGCAGUGCUUGCUGGGACUCACUGCCACAGCCACUCAAUCUACUGCUGUGGACAUCGCUAUGCAUCUGGACAUCACCGAUCCCGAGGGUAUCGCAGUCCGAUCUGCAGCAGUGCCUAACAACCUGUAUCUGUCUGUGUCCAUGGAUAGAGACAAGGAUCAGUCUUUAGUGGCCUUGUUGAAAGGCGACCGCUUUGGUUGUCUGGACUCCAUCAUCGUCUACUGCACCAGGAGAGAGGAGACAGCUCGAGUGUCUGCGCUGCUCAGGACCUGCCUGCAGGGGGUGCUGCUGAAAGAAAACAAAAACAGCAGCAGCCAGACACAAACCAACCCUGCAGCACAGAGGAAGAAAGACCUGGCAAGGAAGAAGUUACGUAAGCCGCUGAAGUGGCAGGCCGAGACGUACCACGCCGGCCUGUCAGGCUCCGAGCGCCGUCGUGUCCAGAACAACUUCAUGUGCGGGGAGCUUAGACUGGUGGUGGCCACUGUGGCUUUUGGCAUGGGCCUCGAUAAAUCUGAUGUUCGUGGUAUCAUCCACUACAACAUGCCAAAGAGCUUUGAGAGCUACGUGCAGGAGAUUGGGAGGGCAGGGAGAGACGGAGAACCUGCCCACUGUCACCUCUUCCUGGACCCUGAGGGUGGAGACCUCCACGAGCUCCGUCGUCACAUCUAUGCGGACACAGUGGACCACUACACAGUGAAGAGGCUGGUCCAGAAAGUGUUCCCUCCAUGCAAAUGUAAACUGAUACACCAGAAACAACAGGCGCUCAUCAAGGACAUUGAUGACUCUGAUCUGUUGGAGAUGAUGGAUGUGUGUGAUCAGGAGAUCAGUGUGAACCCUCCUACUCAGCAGGACAUAGAAGACGCAGACAAACCCAAACCUGCUGCUGCACAGGAGACGUCACAUCCCGGUCCAUUACCAAUCCAGGAAGACGGAGAUGAAGGAAAGGAAAAGGAGGCGUGCCAAGAGGAGGAGGCUGUAAAAGAUGAGGGAGCUGAUGCUUUGUGUGUGGAGGGGAAGGCAGCCGGCGAUGGGCUGAAAGAGGACAGAGGAGAGAGCAGGGAUUGGCCCCGAGAGCGAGUGUGUCACACUCACGAGAGAGCGAUUCCCAUCCAACAGACUGUGGAGACUCUGGACAUCACAGAGGAAGGUGUGGAAACUCUGCUCUGUUAUCUGGAGCUGCAUCCUCAGCGCUUCGUCGAACUCCUCCACCCCACCCUGUCUGUGUGUAAAGUCAGCUGCUAUGAUGGACCGAGACACCUCCAGAAAAUCACAAAAAUCUGUCCUCCAGUCUCGGUGGUUCUGGCCAGAAUGCGGAUGGCGGGCCAGAGAGUGGAGUCAUGUGAUCAGCUGGAGUUUGACGUGGUGGAGGUUGCGGACACUAUGGGAUGGCAGCUUCCUCUUGUGAAGAGGGGGCUCAGGCAGCUGCAGUGGAGCACCAGCAGAGCUGGUGGCCGUAGCGGCAUCCACGUGGAAUUCUCCUCUCCGUCCUUCUACUUCCGCUCCUUCGGCGACCUGAGUGACGAGGAGAUGGACAGAGUUUGUCAGUUCCUCUAUAAUCGAGUGAAGGACCAAGAGACCACGCAGCUCUACCAGCUGACGGCCUGUUUUAAGGCCUUCAAGAGUGUUGCCUUCAAGAGCGUCUUGUCCUGUGUGGAUGAUUUGGAUGCAGAACGCAGUCUGAAGCUGAAAGGCCUUCUCUCUGAAUACUUUGAAAAGCGGCGAGACAGAGAGCACACGCUCAAAACACUGGAGAUCGAGGAGCUCGACAGAUACAAACUGUUGGACUGGGAAAAUCAGAUCCGAGCCGACAUCAGAAGUUUCCUCUCCAACCGGAGCGACGAGAAGUUUUCUGGAAGAGCAGUUGCCAGAAUCCUCCAUGGCAUAGGAAGUCCGUGCUAUCCUGCCCUGACCUACGGCCGAGACAGACGUUACUGGAGGAAGUACAUUCAGUUCGACUUCAACCAGCUCAUCAGACUGGCCACUCAGGAAAUCAUACACUUCAAGUAACUGACCAGAAAUGAACAGAAACGCAUACUGAGGAUGCAAAAACACAGACGUGCACUUUCUAGAGCUUUGUUUUGGAUCAAUUCUACCAAAAAA
Messenger RNA from Limanda limanda (common dab), 4827 nucleotides. RefSeq names its product RecQ helicase-like 4 (gene recql4). Gene Ontology annotation, biological process: DNA replication; double-strand break repair via homologous recombination; telomere maintenance. Gene Ontology annotation, molecular function: four-way junction helicase activity; zinc ion binding; nucleic acid binding. The record is from RefSeq and is a predicted model, not a curated record. The coding region runs from base 1 to 4734 and encodes 1577 amino acids. NCBI's taxonomy places the organism in Eukaryota, Metazoa, Chordata, Actinopteri, Pleuronectiformes, Pleuronectidae. The transcript has 28 exons. Gene Ontology annotation, cellular component: chromosome; nucleus; cytoplasm.